CGCACCGGCAGCCGGCUGACCCAGCAGCCCGCGCCCGCGCCCUUGUCCGCGCGAGCCGGCGGCGGGCUCCAGUCAGCCGGCGACAUGAGCGGCGGCGGCGACGACGUGGUGUGUACCGGCUGGCUGAGGAAAUCGCCUCCCGAGAAGAAGUUGAGGCGCUAUGCCUGGAAAAAACGCUGGUUUAUACUUCGGAGUGGCCGGAUGAGUGGAGACCCAGAUGUUCUGGAAUACUACAAGAAUGAGCACUCCAAGAAACCCCUGCGGAUCAUCAACCUGAACUUCUGUGAGCAAGUAGAUGCAGGCCUGACUUUCAACAAGAAAGAGCUGCAGGAUAGUUUUGUGUUUGAUAUCAAGACCAGCGAGCGCACGUUUUACCUGGUGGCUGAGACAGAGGCUGACAUGAAUAAGUGGGUCCAGAGCAUUUGCCAGAUCUGUGGCUUCAAUCAAGCUGAGGAGAGCACAGACUCUCUAAGAAACCUUUCUUCAGCCAGUCAUGGCCCCCGCUCUUCUCCAGCUGAGUUCAGCUCCAGUCAGCACCUGCUCCGAGAACGGAAGUCUUCAGCCCCUUCACACUCUAGCCAGCCCACUUUAUUCACAUUUGAGCCCCCUGUGUCAAGCCACAUGCAGCCUGCCUUGUCUACCAGUGCACCUCAGGAGUAUCUCUACUUGCACCAGUGCAUAAGCAGAAGAACAGAAAAUGCAAGGAGCGCCAGCUUCUCUCAGGGCACCCGGCAGAAGAGUGAUACAGCUGUGCAAAAACUUGCCCAGAGCAAUGGACACUGUAUCAACGGAGUCAGCGGUCAAGUCCAUGGCUUCUAUAGCCUUCCCAAGCCAAGCCGACACAAUACAGAAUUCAAAGACAGUACUUAUGAUCUUCCACGGAGCCUGGCUUCACAUGGUCACACCAAGAGCAGCCUCACAGGGUCUGAGACUGAUAAUGAGGAUGUGUACACCUUCAAGAUGCCCAGCAACACCCUGUGUCGGGAGUUUGGAGACCUCCUUGUGGACAAUAUGGAUGCUCCAACCACCCCUCUCUCAGCCUACCAGAUCCCUAGAACAUUCACACUGGACAAGAACCACAAUGCCAUGACAGUGGCCACUCCUGGAGACUCAGCCAUAGCUCCCCCACCCCGGCCCCCCAAGCCAAGUCAGGCAGAAACACCUCGAUGGGGCAGCCCUCAGCAAAGACCUCCAAUCAGUGAAAAUAGCAGAUCUGUAGCUGCUACUAUCCCCAGACGCAAUACCCUCCCUGCAAUGGACAACAGCCGACUCCACCGAGCUUCUUCCUGUGAGACAUAUGAGUACCCAACACGAGGCAGUGGAGAGAGUGCCAGCUGCUCUGCUGAAUCUCCAGGAAAGACUGCCGUGGGUCGAUCAAACAGUGCCAGCUCUGAUGACAACUACGUGCCCAUGAACCCAGGUUCUUCUACCCUGCUGGCUAUGGAACGAGCAGGAGACAAUUCCCAGAGUGUCUACAUCCCCAUGAGCCCAGGGCCUCAUCACUUUGACCCACUUGGCUACCCAUCUACAGCUCUUCCUAUUCACAGAGGCCCCAGCCGAGGAAGUGAGAUCCAGCCACCCCCAGUCAACCGAAACCUCAAGCCUGACCGAAAAGCAAAGCCAACACCCCUUGACCUGAGAAACAACGCUGUCAUCGAUGAGCUCCCCUUCAAAUCACCUGUCACCAAGUCUUGGUCCAGGAUCAACCACACCUUUAACUCCAGUUCCUCCCAGUACUGCCGUCCUAUCUCCACACAAAGCAUCACCAGCACAGACUCGGGAGACAGUGAGGAGAACUAUGUCCCCAUGCAAAACCCAGUGUCUGCAUCCCCUGUUCCUAGUGGCACUAACAGCCCAGCUCCAAAGAAGAGUACUGGCAGUGUGGAUUACCUGGCCCUGGACUUCCAGCCGGGCUCCCCAAGCCCUCACCGAAAGCCAUCCACAUCAUCUGUCACAUCGGAUGAGAAGGUAGACUAUGUCCAAGUGGAUAAAGAGAAAACCCAGGCCCUGCAGAACACCAUGCAGGAGUGGACAGAUGUGCGACAGUCCUCAGAGCCUUCCAAGGGUGCCAAGCUGUAAUGAAGGGGCCAUCCAGUUCAAGAGCCAUGAGGCAGCUGCCUGACCUGGCUAUUCUGUCAUCUCCUUCUCCAUUCCUUCCUACACCUCCUCUCCCCUGUACCACUUUCAGCCUUCAAAACACUCAACAUCAGGGACCUGAUCCUUCCCCAUCAGAGGCAAGGGCCUGGUGGAGGCACUUCCUCUGCCACUUGGGUUCCACCUAUGACUUCUGUCAAUACUAGCUGUGCCUCCACCACCUUAGUUAGCUGUUGCCAAAAAAGCUUCCUGCUUUGGACCCAUUUGUCUGCUGCUUGGUCUCUUAGAGGGAGGGUUAGAGCUCUGAGCUAGGCUCGUGCCUCAUGUCUGCUCGCCGCUGUCUACCCUCUACCUCAGGGCUGCUUCUCCAUCCCCAGAGAGAAUGAUGACCUGGGGAGCCAAGAACCAGCAGACCAAAGUACACAUGGGCUUUCAUGUCUCUAUUUUGGCAAGGAAAAAGCAAGAUGCCACAAGAAGAAAUGGUUGAUAGUGGAAGUCAGGAGCUGCCUUGAGUGAGGAAGAAGUUAGGUUCCCAGACAUGGGAAUGUAGCUGAUAACCUGCAGGGUGGUACCCAGUAUCAGUCCAUGGUACGCCUCUGCUGUAGACUGGGAGAGGAGUAUGAAGGACAGCUGGAAGGAAAACUGAUAAUAAGCAACCAGGAACAAUAAAGAACAAAAGUCUUUGGGUGGCAAAGUUUGGAGCUAGAGGACUCUGCCACUCUGGGACAGGCAGUCCUCUUCCCUGGCCCUGAUGAAGAUAUGAGACAGAGGGGGAAGAGACAGUAGCAGGUGAUAUGGGGGAUGGGAGGCAGGGGGAUCCUGGGACAGAAGUGUGCUAGGCACAGAGCAGUGCAGGGACACUGCCACAGAAAGAAAGUUACUAGUAGGUAGGAGGGUGCAGAGAUGACUUAGGGACCAAGAGGCAAGGAAGACAUGUAGCAAGUGGGGACACAUGCAGGGAUAGAGCAGGGAGCAGAAUGAGAAGGAGCUAUAUUUUAACCAAGUAAUCUAGAGAGCACAGGAGGGUCUGGGUAAUGGCUUGUGCCAGACAGAAGCACCUCUGACCUAGUGACAGACCAGGUCUUUUCUCUGUUGUCCUCAGCUGCAGAGAUGGUAGAAACUAACCCUCUCCUCCCAUGGCUUCAGAGGUCACCAGAGCAGAAGGGAUGGGAAGCUGUCAUUGCUUAAGGCUCUUAAGACAGGGCAGGGAGAUCUGAAUGUGUUUGUGUUGAAAGUUGUUGACCAAAUUUUCAAGCAUUUCAUUUCAGAAGAAAAAACAGGGCAAACUAGCAUUUCAUUUUGCCCUACAUGAACAGAUUGUUGUCCUCUAAAAACUAGGACUAUUCAGCAACUAAAGGCACACCUCACCUCUCUCCUCCAGAAAGCCCUGUCCAGGAAUUCCUCAGUGGUAGCUCCUCUUCUCACAUUAGGAUGGAUCAUGUAGUAAUGGUUGCCAAGCCUGUGCUGCCGAUGAAUCAUGCCUUGUCCCUAGCUACAGGUCACAAUCAGUGAGAGACGUAAACGAUGAAGGUGACUGGCAAGUACAUAGAAAGGGAAAGUGCUGAAGGAGACCGAGCCACAGGAGGGAAGCCUCAAGGAGAAAGAAAGCAGAGUGAGUUUUAAGCAGAAAGGGUAAGCAGGGGUGGGUCCAUGGAGGAAACAGAAGAUGAGGGAAGCCUCAGCUUUGGGAACAGAAGGUCUUUGAAGGGAUAAAGCCAGUCUUAGAAGUGUGCACUGUCACCUUGAGUGAGAUGGGGCUGUGGAUGGUUGCACUGAGCAGGGUUACAAGGUACUUGGCUGGCCCUGCCCAUCCUUAUGGUGUCCUUUAAGGCCUUCAGUGGGUCUCCCAUGUGGCUCAGCUUCUGACUGGUGCUGCAGCUCAUAGCAGGUCUAGGCAGUACUGGCCUCAGCAGCCACCCCACAAACCCCAGAGCCCAUCUUCUGAGUUGAGUAUGCCAUGUGAAUGGAGCUGGCUGCCAUUUACCAAAAUGGAGGUAUUCUAGUUAGUCUCAAGGCCUGUCUUGCUCUGGUUCCAACCUGUGGAAAGCUGAGCUCUGGCUCACAAUUCCCAGACUUUGGCCAUGUCUAAUGUACCCACCCAUCCUCCAAACCCCAAAUAGGAAAAGCCAAUUUCAUUUAGGAAAAAAAAGUAUGUUGGUUUACCCAUAAGUCAAAGUUCACCUCCCCUGGUGGCUGUCAAGGACUAAGAGCCAAGAACACCCAUCACCUCUUAGCUAGCAUAACUCCCACAAGUACCUGUCCUGCAAGGCAGGGCCUCUUCCCACUUCAUCCUGCUAGAUUACAGUUUAGUAGGAACAGUGAAGAAAGGGGGAGACAUCUCCUUGAGACUUGCCAGUCUGUGAAAUGGGAUGGUCACAGCUGAUACUCUGCUGCUGUAAGAAACUGGGUGAUCCUUUGAAGGUCUGGGUUACUGGGGAAGAGCAGCACACAGAACGUUAGCUCAUUAACUGCCUCCCUCUCUAUCUGGAUUUUGCUGAUUGCUGCAUUGACUCCAUGAAAAGAAGCCACAUUCCCAGAAUAGAAGCACAACCCUUCUGAAGUUACUAGAACAAGGAAGGGUUCAGGUCCCAUCUGCCUUCAGGCCCUUUAUCUGUCAGUGGCUAUAGUCCCAGCCACGGCUCCCUCCCCUCCCUGCAACAAAGCUUUGCAAGCUAUGAGAGAAAGUAGCUCUUCCUUUCCAUUUGGGCCUUUGGCUGUAAAGUGUGGGGAAGCAAGCUGACCUUAGAGGGCCAUAUUUCUGGGACUUCCUAUAUUUGCAGUCUUGGAAAGGAAGCAACAGCCAGACUUGCCAAAGGCGCCUGCUAAUAAUUUGUGCUGUCAUGGUAUCUGGUGGUGUGUGUUCUUGUGUAAUCUGUUGGCUACUUGUGUCUUGAAAUUUAGAAUCAUUUUGUUCAGGAUUGUUACUAUUUGUUGGAAAGAAAAAUGAAAUAGAAGCAGCCUAGUUUUACAUCGUGUCUUGUUACCAUAUAAGAUUGACAUUUAAUUUUUCACGUCAUUGUUGGUGCCUAAUCACUUAAGUUAUUAAUUUAUUCUGUUUUCAAAAAAACUGUAACAUAUUUAUCUUGUGAAGUCUGGGGGUGGGGUGGGAAAUGUGUUCAAGUGAGUCUUGUUUCACAGUGGUAACAAAUGGUACAGGCCUGGAGCUUGCAGGUCCCUUUUUAUUAUGGUGUAGAAGCAGGACAAUAAAGUCCUUUAGAAAUGCAA
Arvicanthis niloticus (Nile rat) is the source of this 5319-nucleotide messenger RNA. RefSeq names its product GRB2 associated binding protein 2 (gene Gab2). Lineage: Eukaryota; Metazoa; Chordata; Mammalia; Rodentia; Muridae. Gene Ontology annotation, cellular component: cytoplasm. Gene Ontology annotation, molecular function: transmembrane receptor protein tyrosine kinase adaptor activity. The record is from RefSeq and is a predicted model, not a curated record. Gene Ontology annotation, biological process: signal transduction.